Dibothriocephalus latus is the source of this 297-nucleotide messenger RNA. Lineage: Eukaryota; Metazoa; Platyhelminthes; Cestoda; Diphyllobothriidea; Diphyllobothriidae. The record is from the annotation of a GenBank genome assembly.
AUGUAUAUCUUCCCGAAAAAUCUGGUCAUUGAAUUUUAUCAAGAGCUCUCGGUCCCCACCGCUGUUCGUUACGAAGAUGGUGCAGUAUUUCAGAGCCACACCGUUUCCGUCAGUGCAAUGGAGCCCUGGCACCAAAACAUCCUGGGUGAACUGGUCGAGUGGAUCGGCCCGGAGGUUUUCCACGGCGAUUUCGUCGACACCGAACACAUUCCGUCCGAGUCAUGCCAAUCAAUUUCAAUCGGCAGGUGUCCAGUAGACCUGGACGACUGUCGGAACAUUCCACCCGAUAUUCUGUGA